This is a messenger RNA of Teleopsis dalmanni, 1870 nucleotides long. Its product is annotated as asparagine--tRNA ligase, cytoplasmic-like. Gene Ontology annotation, cellular component: cytoplasm. Gene Ontology annotation, biological process: asparaginyl-tRNA aminoacylation. Gene Ontology annotation, molecular function: asparagine-tRNA ligase activity; nucleic acid binding; ATP binding. The transcript has 5 exons. The record is from RefSeq and is a predicted model, not a curated record. The coding region runs from base 105 to 1781 and encodes 558 amino acids. NCBI's taxonomy places the organism in Eukaryota, Metazoa, Arthropoda, Insecta, Diptera, Diopsidae.
UGAAAUCUUUUUAGGUUGACUCACGUUGCAUUGAAGUUUUUGUUUAACUGUCCUUUUCGUUAUAACUUAAAGAUUGUACUUAUUUGGUUUUGCAGUUUCUGAAAAUGCCUGCAAGUGAUUUAACAGCACUUUCAAUAAAUGAAUUGUUUACCUCUGAGAAACAUGGUAGCGAUGAUACUGGGGACGGCACUGAACACAAUCCUUUCAAAACCAUACUGCAAGCAAUGCGUCAUGCUGGUAAGGAACCCUUUCCUACCAUAUAUGUAGAUAGCAAAGAUCCGAAUGCAGCGCAACGUUUCGAGCCAGCAGCCAAGUCUCAAUUGAAAAAAGUACAGAAAAUAUUUGUACGUGAAGGUUACAAAAGUGCGGAUAAGGAAAAGCGUGAAACUGAAGAUGCUGAAAAACGGUUGCAGAAUCUUGAGGAAGCACGCAAAAUUAAAAUUGUAGAAGACGCCAGCUUGGCUAAGGCAACCAAAAUUCGUAUUUAUGAAGGCAAAGACAAUCGCAAUGUGCGCGUUAAAAUAAGUGGUUGGGUGCACAGACUACGCCGACAAGGAAAAGGAUUAAUUUUUAUAACAUUGCGCGACGGCACGGGUUUCCUGCAGUGCGUACUUACUGACCGCCUUUGCCAAACGUAUGACGCACUUACUUUAACUACGGAGAGUUCUGUUAUUCUCUAUGGUGUUUUAACAAAAGUACCAGAAGGAAAAUCUGCGCCAGGUGACCACGAGUUGAAUGUGGAUUAUUGGGAAUUAAUUGGUUUAGCACCUGCUGGUGGCGCUGAGAGUAUUCUAAAUGAAGAAGCUCACCCUGAUGUGCAACUUGACAAUCGGCACAUUAUGAUACGCGGAGAGAAUACCUCAAAGAUACUUAAAAUGCGUUCCGUUAUUAUGCAAGCAUUCCGCUCGCAUUACUUUGAUAGAGACUACAAUGAAGUAACCCCACCCACAUUAGUGCAAACACAAGUAGAGGGCGGUGCAACAUUAUUUAAAUUACAAUAUUUUAGUGAGGAGGCAUAUCUUACUCAAAGUUCCCAACUGUACUUAGAAACGUGCUUACCAGCAUUGGGUGACGUAUUUUGCAUUGCACAAAGCUAUCGUGCGGAACAAAGUAGAACACGACGUCAUCUCGCUGAAUACACCCAUGUAGAAGCAGAAUGCCCAUUUAUUAGUUUUGAUGACUUACUGGAUCGUCUAGAAGAUUUAGUAUGCGAUGUGGUGGAUCGCGUACUUAAAUCUCCUUGGGGUUAUUUAGUACAUGAAUUGAAUCCAGAUUUUAAACCACCCAAGAAGCCGUUCCGUCGAAUGAACUAUGCAGAUGCUAUUAAAUGGCUUAAAGAAAAUAAUGUUACUAAAGAUGAUGGCACUUUCUAUGAAUUCGGAGAGGACAUUCCAGAAGCGCCGGAACGCAAGAUGACUGAUGCCAUUAAUGAGCCCAUAAUGUUAUGUCGUUUUCCAGUUAAUAUAAAAUCGUUUUAUAUGUCUAAGUGUCCAGAGGAUAAAAAUCUUACAGAAAGUGUAGAUGUCUUACUACCGAAUGUGGGCGAAAUAGUUGGUGGUUCUAUGAGGAUAUACGACAACGAUGAAUUACUGAAAGGUUAUGAACGUGAAAAUAUUGAUCCGACUCCUUACUAUUGGUAUACGGAUCAGCGUAUCUACGGCACACAACCACAUGGUGGUUAUGGUUUGGGCUUAGAGCGCUUACUGUGUUGGUUACUGAACCGUUACCACAUCAGAGAAGUUUGCUUAUACCCACGUUUCCUUGAUAGAUGCAAGCCAUAAAGUAAUUAACUGACAAAGCAAUUAUUUAUUAUAUCAAGGACUAGUUCAAGACUAAAAUAAUAUAUUAACUUUAUUUGUAUUUUAUGUGA